AUGGCUCAGGGAAGCGGCAGUGCGACGCGGGGGCUUGCCCUCGGCGGCCUGCUCGCCGCUUGCCUCCUCCUCGGCGUCGCCGACGCGGCCACCCACAGGGUCGACUGGUCCUUCAACGCGGACAACUGGUCCAAGGGCAAGAGCUUCCGCGCCGGGGACGUCCUCGAGUUCAACUACGACCGCUCCGUGCACAACGUGGUGGCCGUGGACGCCGGCGGCUACUACGGCUGCCGGUCCUCCGGCACGUCGUACAACUCGGGUAGCGACCGCAUCACGCUUGGCCCCGGCACCAGCUACUUCAUCUGCAGCCUCAACGGGCACUGCGGGAUGGGGAUGAAGAUGAUCGUCAACGCUAGCUGA
Miscanthus lutarioriparius is the source of this 360-nucleotide messenger RNA. NCBI's taxonomy places the organism in Eukaryota, Viridiplantae, Streptophyta, Magnoliopsida, Poales, Poaceae. The record is from the annotation of a GenBank genome assembly.